AUGGAUCCGAAUGCACACGAUCAGUGGGAUAAGAUGGCUGCUUUAGUCGCAAGGCAGCAUCGCCGAGACCACCCUGCAUACACGUUUUCUCCACAACACACAAAAAAAGAGAACAGAAAUAAGGCAGCCCCCAUGGACGUGGUCGAGCGCACGCAGACCGCGCAGGACGUCAGGCUCCCCGAAAUCACGGAAGAAAGGGCCGUGAGGGAAGAAGCGAGGUGGCAUUCCCGAACGAGCAUACACUUUUGCAGGGACAUCAUCUACAGAGAUGCAACCCACGAUGCCUUCAGCCAGUACAAUCGAGACGCAUUGUGCUUUGGCGAACAGUACAUACAGGAGAUGCAGUCCCAACAGUUUCCUGCAUCCGCGCAAGCAUCAGAAUCGCCAAACUCCUACGUACCUCAAUGUGCGGCGCCUCAGCCAAUCCUUCAACACCUAAACCCCCUCUCGCAGUCCAUUCCGAUGGAUGGGUUCACGAACAAUGUCAUUACACAGCCGGAUGCAGAAAACCCCCCGUUGGACGAAUUUCAGACAACACCAUACACAGCAUCGUCAGCUGAGGGCUCAUACAGGCACUUGUUCGAACCAGUGUCGGAGAGGCUGCAUUCGCUUGUGACAAUGCAAGGCCCAGGCGCCGAGACGCAGUAUUGGAACGGUAUAUCAUCUGGUAGUAUGCCGCUGCAUGAAAGGUGGUCACGUCAAAUGCCCUCGGAAUUUGAACAGCGAGGCAACUGGUCGCGUUCGGUGCCGCCACACAUCACGGUACAGUGUCAGUAA
Molecule: messenger RNA, 777 nt
Organism: Postia placenta MAD-698-R-SB12
Lineage: Eukaryota; Fungi; Basidiomycota; Agaricomycetes; Polyporales; Adustoporiaceae
Exons: 4
Coding region: 1-777 (258 amino acids)
Source: RefSeq, a predicted model, not a curated record